AUGAGCUAUGGAUGGAAGUCCUGGAUAGAAGGCAACAGCGGCGCGCAGUGCGGUGCCGCAAACGAGUAUGGUGCCCAAGCGUUCAAGACCAAUCAGGGGUCCCUGCAGGACAAGAAGGGUGUUAGCUUCAAGGCGCAGCUUGAUGGCGGCAAGACUCCAGACUUCAGCAUCACCCUCUCUUCGUCCGACAAGGGCUCCUGCCGAUCCAUCAGUCUGACCAGCCUCAAGGCCUCCAAGUGGGAGGGCACCUCCGCCACAUUCGAGAUUCCCCUGGGCGCAUUUGCCUGGAGCCAGAACUGGGACAGCAACGCAUCCUUUGGAGGCUGCAGUAGCAGCAUCUCGGCCUGGGACGUCAAUCAGGUUGAGUUCAAGAGCAACCAAUCCUCCGAGCAAAAGCUGUGCAUCAGCGAUGUGCGUUUUUAUUGA
This is a messenger RNA of Monoraphidium neglectum, 426 nucleotides long. RefSeq lists its product as hypothetical. Lineage: Eukaryota; Viridiplantae; Chlorophyta; Chlorophyceae; Sphaeropleales; Selenastraceae. The record is from RefSeq and is a predicted model, not a curated record. The transcript is spliced from 4 exons. The coding region runs from base 1 to 426 and encodes 141 amino acids.